AUGUCUUCAUCGUCAGUUUUACCGUUCAUUGAUAAUGAAAAACAAUGUUUUCUUUUACAUAAUAAAUUAACUAGUCAGCCAACAACUCGACAAUCAGAAGUGACAAAAAAUGCUAUGAUAGCCAACAUUGAUAAUGAACCAACAGUCGAUACAGAAGAAAGUUUAACAGCUACACAAAUUCAUGAUGAAUUAACUACUGCUUAUGGACAUGGUGUAGUUUCAUAUUGUACAGUUACUCGAUGGAUUCAACGAUUUUCAAAUGAGCGAGAAUCCUUGGAAGAUAAUCCUCGAAGUGGUUGUCCAAUAACCGCCAUCACUCAACAAAAUAUUGAUGCUGUUAAUGAUCUGAAAAGAUCAUCAUCAAAAAACUUGGCAUUAAAUUUGCAUCUUCACAAUGCAAAACCACGUAUGCAAAAUAUUAAUCUUAAUCUUGAUUAUCUUCAAGAAGAAAAAAUCAAAGUUAUGGCUCAUCCACCAUAUUCACCUGACCUUGCUCCUUCAGACUUUUGGGUGUUCAAUCGUCUGAAACGUAGUCUUGAUACAUAUCCAGUUUCAACAAGUUUUGCUACGGCAAUAACCAAGGAGCUUAAAUCAAUACCUAUUCACGAAUACCAAAAGACAUUUCAGAAAUGCAUUGAAAGGAUGAAAUUUUGUAUUGAACAUCGUGGGGACUGCUUCGAACAUUUACUGUAA
This is a messenger RNA of Rotaria sp. Silwood1, 693 nucleotides long. The record is from the annotation of a GenBank genome assembly. Lineage: Eukaryota; Metazoa; Rotifera; Eurotatoria; Philodinida; Philodinidae.